GAAAUAAGUGGAAAAGAAUUGAUGCGUGUGUGUUGCUCGAAUUCAAUUGUUGAUAAAAUUUUGGCUGUUUUUGUUUUUAACUUGUGUUUGUGGCUGAUGCGCAUCGCCAUUGAAGCGGCAUUUUAUUGAUUGCAUAUGGCAAACUGGCGCUUGGCACGCGACGCCGGCCUCCAACCCAAGGACAAUAGCGACCCCUACAUAGGCAGACGACAUUAACGUGUUUGUUUUGUUAUGUUUUGUUUAGCUUUGUAAUUCAAGACCAAAACUAAAACCGCUCAAAUUGUGUUUGUUUUGGAUAGCUCGGCCAUUCACUCAGUGCCGUCGAUUUGUGGCAGCUGCGUUUUUACGUGUGACGACAAACUAAGGGAGCAUUAGCAUAAUAAGCCCCUUUAAUUAAUUAUCUGAAUUAAAUAACAAUAAAAUAAUGUCGAAUACAACUGAGCGCUGCGAAACCGAUCGCAUAUCCAACAUAGAGCUGCAAUCGAAUAAACGCAUGCUUUACUUCAGCGAUGGCGUCAUGGAGGAACUCUCAUCCAGCGAUAGCGAUAUGGAGGCGGACGUGCCUGAUAAGGGCUACGAUGUCCAGCUUGAGCGCGAAUUGCCUCUUGUGCCACGCCUACGUUACAAGGCCAGCAAGGUGGGCAACAACAUACUGGCCGGCAUUGACUAUGUGGGCGGUGGGCUGGCCUCCUUUCUCGGCAUCUCAGGCUCCAAAUAUGCCAGCGAACUGAAAUAUCAUCAGCGGGAGAGGGAACAGAAGGAAUCCGACGCUGCCGCCACCGACGAGGACCCUGACAACAAUUGGCAAUCGCAAGCAACUAACAACAACAGCAGUAGGGGCAACAAUCGUCACAACAAUAGGAUUGUCGUUUGUGAGCCCGUUCGCAGUAACGGCUACGUGGAAGCGCAACCACAGCCAUCGUUGCCACCUAGUCGACAAUAAAAAUUAAAUGUUCGAUGACCUCGCCAGUAAUAAAACAAGCAAUGAUAAAAACAACCUUGAAGGAUAUUGCCAUGAAAAUGCUCAUCCGGUGAAAUCGUAAAAAUUGUGUGUAAGCUCUGUACAUAAUCAAUAUGUAUAAUAAGUAAGAACUUCAAUCAUUUUCGACACUUUAUUCGCUAUAAAUAAGUUACAAAAUACAAAAUACAUAUUUAUAAACAAUUUAAA
Molecule: messenger RNA, 1168 nt
Organism: Drosophila grimshawi
Lineage: Eukaryota; Metazoa; Arthropoda; Insecta; Diptera; Drosophilidae
Exons: 2
Coding region: 425-943 (172 amino acids)
Source: RefSeq, a predicted model, not a curated record